UAGCCAAAAAUAAAGUACAGAAAAAAGUACAAUUAUAUUGAGAGUGAUAUAUUAUGACCUCCAAUAAUGUUGGAGACAACAACAAUAACAUCAAGGACGAUCAGUUUGAAACGAAGAAGUUCGGUCUUCCGGUGGACACCGAGAACAAGGCCACCGUGUUUCCGCUCUUCUCGGCCGUAAACCCCCAUAUGCGGGCGUUUCAUCUAUGUUGGUUUCAGUACUUCACCUGUUUUCUGUGUACUUUUGCUGCACCACCUCUUCUUCCUAUCAUCCGGGACAAUCUCAAUCUCACUGCGAGUGACAUUGGUAAUGCCGGGGUCGGAUCGGUUUCCGGCGCAAUCUUCGCCCGCCUCGCCUUAGGCGCCGCCUGCGACUUAACCGGCCCACGCCUCGCAUCAGCAACAGUCUGCCUCCUCACCGUCCCCGCAGUGUUCCUCUCAUCCAUGGCAGGAACCCCAACAGGGUUCUUCAUCAUGCGUUUUUUCACCGGAUUUUCACUAGCCACAUUCGUCUCCACCCAAUACUGGAUGAGCUGCAUGUUCUCCCCGAAAGUAGUCGGCCUCGCAAACGGGCAGUCGGGCGGGUGGGGAAACCUCGGCGGAGGCGUAGCAAACCUAAUCAUGCCACUCCUCUACAGCCUAAUCCUCAACAAAACACCCGCCUCCACGCCGUUCACGGCGUGGAGGGUGGCGUUCUUCAUCCCGGCUUUCUUACAAAUGUUCUCCGCUUUCGCCGUCAUGCUUUUCGGACAAGAUUUACCCGACGGUAACUUUUUACAGAUGCAGAAAUCUGGUGAAAUGCAUAAAGAUAAAGCUUCCAAAGUUUUUUACCAUGCAGUAACUAAUUACAGAAGCUGGAUUACUGCUAUAGGCUAUGGCUUCUGUUUUGGAGUCGAGUUAGCUGUUACGAACAUCAUUGUGUUCUACUUUUAUGAUCGAUUUAACCUGAAUUUGAACUUAGCUGGGAUUGUUGGUGCACUUUUUGGGAUGGUUAACAUCUUUUCGAGGUCUUCUGGUGGUUGGUUUUCAGAUUUCAUGGCGAAAAAGUAUGGAAUAAGGGGGAGAUUGUGGGGGUGGUGGGGUGUUCAGACACUUAGUGGUGUUAUGUGUAUCGUUAUGGGACGUCUCGAUACAUUAAGUGCUACUAUUGCUGUUAUGAUGAUCUUCUCGUUUUUGGUUCAGGCAGCUGAAGGUCUCACAUUUGGGGUCGUUCCUUUUGUCUCCAGAAGAUCAUUGGGCGUGGUUUCGGGCUUAUCAGGAGCAGGAGGAAACGCGGGUGCAGUCAUCUGUCAAGUAAUCUUCUUCAGAGGAUCACAAUUCAAAAUAGAAGACGGGCUAACUUACAUGGGAAUUCUGAUCAUAGCCUGCACCUUAAGCUUAGGUACCAUAAACUUCCCCCAGUGGGGCGGUAUGUUUUUCGGCCCAAAACCUAAUGUCACUGAAGAAGAUUAUUACAUAAAGGAAUGGGAUGCUGCAGAGCAGGAACUAGGGCUUCAUAAAGUAAGCAUGAAGUUCGCCGAAGGUAGCCGGAAUGAGAGAAGUUCGAAAGGAAAGUAUGUUUCAGAAGAAGAUGGUACACGAUCAACAGCUGGUGUUUAACUGGUUGUUUAGGUUAAUUAGCUUCUUUAUUAACUCAUAUUUGUAAUGCAUAAAUUUUU
Messenger RNA from Spinacia oleracea (spinach), 1657 nucleotides. Its product is annotated as high affinity nitrate transporter 2.5-like. Bases 54 to 1598 code for a protein of 514 amino acids. Lineage: Eukaryota; Viridiplantae; Streptophyta; Magnoliopsida; Caryophyllales; Amaranthaceae. Gene Ontology annotation, molecular function: nitrate transmembrane transporter activity. The transcript has 3 exons. Gene Ontology annotation, biological process: transmembrane transport. The record is from RefSeq and is a predicted model, not a curated record.